AUGAUGAUGACGUUACCACAGGAAAUCAUCAAAAUUUACGUAGGCAGCUCGCAGUUUAUUGAUACUUGCCAAAACUAUUUUAUACGCAUUAAGAGGGAUUCCAAUCCACAUAUCAUGAAACUUUUCUUCAAUGUAUUCCUUUCAUUUCUUAACUAUAAUAAUUCUGUUUUAAUCUCUAAUUUUACUCAACCAGAAUUAUUCAUUGACAGAUUAUUGGAUAAUAUGGACAACAUUGAUGUAAAUAUGUUUUUGUCGUCCUUGUUUAUAAAACAAGGAAUUUACAUGAGUACUUUUGUUCUUGAUACAAAUAUUGUUCCGAAAUUAAUCAAUUACAUUCCUCAGAAGAAGCAAGCUGCAUUAUUACUGCUCCAAAUUGUUCAAAACCACCAAUUUGAUUCCUCCAUUCUUCAGCCAAUUUCAGAUCCUGAUACAGUUUUCUCCCUAUUUGAUGAAUAUAACCCACAUUGCUAUGACAUUAUCAGAAUAUUACUGAAGAACAGCCAUCUAACAAAGGAAUCAUGGGAUUUAUUAUAUGAACAGUUUCCUGACCUUUGCAUGAGGAUUAACGCUGAUCAGGACAAAACUGUUUCAAUAGCAUUCCCAUCAAUGACCGAGUUGUUCAAGGAAAUCCUUAAAUCCAUAAUACUUGAAAACUCCGGAAUAAAAUACCAAAACAAAGUCAACUUGUCUCCACCAAGGAAACAACCAGUAUGCCAUUUCGAGAUGGAUAAAUAUGUUUCUGCUGCAAAUUCCUUGUCAUCUUGCAGAAGUUGCCCUAUUUUUGAUAUUGACAUUUCAAGUUUGCCGGCAAUUGAUGAAACUUCCACUUCCAACGGUUCACUACUAAUAAGUUCAUCAGAGGAACAUGAAUACGAUACAACAAUUGUGAAGACUUCAGAGACAAUUUUGACAAAAAUGCUAACAUGCCAGAAUAACGAACAUUUCCGUAAGACUGUGUUAGAUAUCUUUGAUCUGAUCAUAGAUACAAGAUAUUUACUUGAUUUACUAUUGACGAUCACGAAUUGCAUGAAUUUAAUCAAGAACGCUUUCAUUUCACCACAGAAUCAUAAUUGCAAGCAGACAUUGACAAUACUAAACAAACUCCGUUCCCCAGUUAUGGGAUCACAAACUCUAAAUAUCCCAUUAAGAUCAACUUUCGCUCACCAAAGCUAUUCAUGUGAAACCAUUCCUGAAUAA
Messenger RNA from Trichomonas vaginalis G3, 1197 nucleotides. RefSeq lists its product as uncharacterized. The record is from RefSeq and is a predicted model, not a curated record. The coding region runs from base 1 to 1197 and encodes 398 amino acids. NCBI's taxonomy places the organism in Eukaryota, Parabasalia, Trichomonadida, Trichomonadidae. The transcript has a single exon.